AUGUUUUCUCUUAAGGGAGCGGCCCUAUACGGCCUGGCUGUGACCUCACAGCUUGUAUCUGCAUGGCCAACUCAGUACCCUGAACACGUCAACAUACUCACUCGCGCCGAGCAGAUCGCAACGGAGUAUGACUAUGUUAUCGUGGGAGGCGGUACAUCGGGUCUGACUGUUGGAGAUCGAAUUACAGCGGAUGGAAAGUAUACGGUGCUCGUGGUCGAGUACGGCUACUACGACAGCCAGACUGGCAUGAACCCCAGGCGCAUGUUCAACAUCACGUCCAAGCCGUGUCCGAAUCUGAACAAUAGGAGCUUCUCUGUCGGUAUUGGCUGCGUAGUCGGAGGUAGUUCAAGCGUCAACGGUCAAGUCUUUCUCAGGGGAACUAAAGACGAGUAUAAUGCCUGGAAAGAGCUGGGAGGACCUGGUUCUACUUGGGACUGGGACAACCUGCUCCCAUACUUCAAGAAGGGCAUCACUCUCGCACCACCUGACGCAGCACAAGCUCAAGAGUACAACAUCAAGUAUGAUGCCAGCUACUGGGGCACCACCUCAAAGAUCUAUGCCGCCUUUGGCAAGGGUCCCCUCACAUCCAUCAUGAAGAUCCUCUACAACGCCAUGGCCAAGAUGCCUGGCAUGACAAUUCCCGUUGACAGCGGUGCCGGCGAGGCGGGUCUCUACUGGUAUCCCAUGUCUCAGGACCCCGUCCAAUUCCAGCGCUCCUACGCUCGCACCGGCCAUUGGGACGGCCUCAAUCGUGCUAACUACGAGAUGAUCGUGGGUGCCAAAGUCAACCGUAUCCUGUUCGACGGCGACACCGCCACCGGUGUGCAAUUCGUCUCACGCAACAACACCGGCGCUGCCCCUGUCCAAGUCAAGGCCCGUCGAGAGGUCAUCCUCGCGGCUGGUUCUGUACACACUCCGCAAGUCCUCAUGCUGAGCGGCAUCGGACCCCGCGCCCACCUCGAACAAGCCCGCAUCGCAGUGAAAGUCGACCUACCAGGUGUCGGAUCCAACUUCCAGGACCACAGCUACAUCCCCAGCAUCUCCUACCAGUGGGGUGUGCAGCCUCCCAACUCCGGCGGUGGCGGCUGGGGUGGUGGCGGUCCUCCGUCUCUCGCUUCCAUGAUCGGACUGCCUGUCGUUAGUCCCGAUAGAUACGAUACUUUGGCCAGGACAUACGAGGCCCAGGAUCCCAAGUCUCAUCUGCCAUCGAGCUAUACCGCGGAGCAGAUCGAGGGAUACAAGCAACAGCAAAAAGUAUACGGCCGCCUCAUGCGCUCCAAGAACACCGUCUUCUCGGAGAUGAUGAUGUACGGCCCUGGCGGUUCGGUGCAGAACCUUCACCCCAUGUCUCGCGGCAACAUCCUCCUGAACACUGCUCAGCCCGAGAGCGAGAUGCUGGUCGACUACCGCGCUGCUUCGAACACCAUCGACCUCGACGUCAUGGCGGAGAUCAUCAAGUUCAUGCGCCGGUUCAUGACAACCGGUGAUCUUGCGCAGUACCAGGCUCGCGAGACAUCGCCAGGCACUGGUGUCUCGACCGAUGCUCAGCUCGUGAACUGGGCCAAGGGCCAGAUCAUUCCGUCCGUGUACCAUCCCGUUGGCACAACCGCUAAGAUGCCUCGUGAGUGGGGUGGUGUGCUCGAUGAGAACCUGUUGGUGUACGGCGUCAAGAAGCUCAGAGUCAUCGAUGCGUCGAUGAUGCCUACGACCGUGGGUGCGACGACUUCCAUGACGGUAUACGCUGUGGCUGAGAAGGCUGCCGACAUGAUCAAGGCCCAGACUCAGUAG
This is a messenger RNA of Colletotrichum karsti, 1788 nucleotides long. RefSeq names its product glucose oxidase. Lineage: Eukaryota; Fungi; Ascomycota; Sordariomycetes; Glomerellales; Glomerellaceae. The transcript is spliced from 5 exons. Gene Ontology annotation, molecular function: flavin adenine dinucleotide binding; oxidoreductase activity, acting on CH-OH group of donors. The coding region runs from base 1 to 1788 and encodes 595 amino acids. The record is from RefSeq and is a predicted model, not a curated record. Gene Ontology annotation, biological process: secondary metabolite biosynthetic process.